AGAAUUUUCUGGUCAAUCCUGUAAUAAGACAGAAUUAACUGCAGAAAAGUCUGACUGUCCUUCAAAUUAUUGCUCAAAACCAGAGGAAGCUCAAGAAACAAGUGACCGGCGUAAAGAGGAGCAACAAAUUAAUGAUCAGCUGUUAACUAAAUCCAUAACAGGCUCAUUUAAUGGAUCUGCUAACCUACAAACAACCAAUGAUAUUUCAAUUAUGCAAGAUAGUACCGAUCUUCAUUGGUUUAAUGAGGAAACCUAUCAAAGUGAAAAAGUCCCACUCGUUGAAAACAUGCCAAUAAUAAUUGAAUCUUCAAGCGGCGAGUCAUCAAAUCGUGAUUUAAAUCGAUAUCAUGCUUUAUCCCGAAAUAUUGAUGCCACUUUAGCCCAGAUUGAUAUGGAAACCUUUCGAAGUGAAGACAUUAAUCACAUUUAUUCAACUCUACCUGAGCUUGACUCUUCAUGUGGUCCAGUUGUUGAAGACGGCGGAGAAGAGUUUGCCUCAGUAUCAGGUUCCCUUUUGGACGAGAUCACUACUGAUAGCCAUUAUUUAAGCUCCAAGAGAUUUAACAGUCAUGGCAUUGACUUAAAUGGUUCUAGUUCUAUUUUUGAUUCCUCUAUGAUUGACGAGACUUCAAAAGCAUUAUCCUCGGCAACAAUGCGAAGUGAACGCUUACCCGGUCUUUAUUCAAGAUCUC
Molecule: messenger RNA, 692 nt
Organism: Tetranychus urticae (two-spotted spider mite)
Lineage: Eukaryota; Metazoa; Arthropoda; Arachnida; Trombidiformes; Tetranychidae
Source: RefSeq, a predicted model, not a curated record